CUCAGGUGAUCCCGAUUGACCGGUCUUGUCUGGUCCUCUAGGUUGCACUCUAGUGAUAUGGCGAGCCUGGACUCCGCCUUCGCGAAGAGUUUUGCUAGGGAGACAUGGACCCUUUACGGUGUAGGAGUACUGGGUGCCGUGCUACGAUUCGCAGCACGAAUACGCCGCUUAGGCUACCAGAAUCUCCAAUCAGAUGAUUACCUGAUGUUAUUCUCUGUCGUCUGGUAUACUCUUCUAUGUGUCGCACUUAACGAAGUCGCCUCCAUAGGGGGUUCCAAUCUGAUGGAUGAGAGCGACAUAGAGAAGUUGACACCAGAGAUAAAGGCAGAUCGUAUACGAGGAAGCAAAUGGGUCUUCGUAUCAGAACAUUCCUUCCUUCUUGCGAUAUAUGGGAUGAAGGCAUGCAUGCUGGUGAUAUAUGCCCGUAUCACGGAAGGGUUGCGCCAACGGAAAUGGGUGACUUACCUUGCCGUAUAUGUUGCCUUGGGCUUUGUUGGCAAUGAGAUGUCUCUAUUCCUUAUUUGCCGGCCAUUAUCAAACUAUUGGGCCGUGCCAACACCAUACGAACAAUGCUCAACGUAUCAAUAUUAUGAAAUCAUUCAAGGCUGCCUGUCGAUAUCUGCAGAUGUCUUCAUGCUCCUCAUUGGGCUUCCACUCAUGGUCCAAGUACGAGUACCUCUGAAGCAGAAGUUGAUCCUCCUGAUUCUAUUUGGCAUGGGAAUCUUCGUCAUCGUCGCGGCCAUUCUGAACAAACUUUAUUGUCUCGUCCCCUCCCUCAUUUCCUAUGUUUACAUGAACUGGUACUUCCGGGAAGCAACGGUAGCUAUCUUGGUCACCAACCUGCCUCUCGUUUGGUCGCUUCUUCGCGAUGUGUUUCCUGCUCUCAAAAGUUGGACUGGGGGUUCACGAAAGGCAACUACAGAGCGGUAUCGAACUGGUCCCUGGACGAGUAAGGGAUCUGCACUCCGCAACUACGGCGCUCAUAGUCAGCUACAUUCUGGAGAAUACAGCAUGCACGCCUACAACCAAAGCACCGUUAUUACGCCACAAAAGACCAUCUCGGAUGCCAGUCUGGAGCCGAGCGACGAUCGCGAACCCAGCGAGGAUGGCUCCGAACGGGCCCUCAGAAUCCGCCAGGAUGUGACGGUUACGGUGGAGCGUGAGACGUGUCCAGCGAAGUGUUGGGAGAGCGGCAAGUCCCAAACUUUAGAAGGAGACCGUCACCCAGAACCAUGAAGGACACGACUGUUUCAUUGCUUUCGCUUCUCGGUCAUCUUAUUAUUUAUCGAUACCUACACAGGAUCUUUUUUCUUAUUUCCCUUUCUGAUCACACUCUUUAGAUCGCUCUCCAGUUUCCCUUUCUUUCACGGCACUUUCGUUUACGGGAUGAUCUGAUACGGAUGCCCUCCUGGCUAUUGUAUAUAACUUGCUCGGCACCCCAUCGCUCGGCCUCCAUGAUUCCACUGAUCAUCGGUAUGUGGGGGACCCAGGAUCCCGAGAGGGAGCCCAUUACGACCACGGGGUUGGAGAACGGCGAUAUUGGCUUCUAGCGAACAGGAUAGACAAAACAUACUAUGUGAUAUAUUAAUGGAAAGACAAAGUUUUGGACAUACCAUAGUG
This is a messenger RNA of Aspergillus sclerotioniger CBS 115572, 1620 nucleotides long. RefSeq lists its product as uncharacterized. The record is from RefSeq and is a predicted model, not a curated record. NCBI's taxonomy places the organism in Eukaryota, Fungi, Ascomycota, Eurotiomycetes, Eurotiales, Aspergillaceae. The transcript has 4 exons. The coding region runs from base 58 to 1236 and encodes 392 amino acids.